Molecule: messenger RNA, 3313 nt
Organism: Daucus carota subsp. sativus
Lineage: Eukaryota; Viridiplantae; Streptophyta; Magnoliopsida; Apiales; Apiaceae
Product: ATP-dependent Clp protease ATP-binding subunit ClpA homolog CD4B, chloroplastic
Exons: 10
Coding region: 206-2974 (922 amino acids)
Biological process (GO): cellular response to heat
Cellular component (GO): cytoplasm
Molecular function (GO): ATP hydrolysis activity; protein binding; ATP binding
Source: RefSeq, a predicted model, not a curated record
UAAAAACGACGUCGGCUUAAUCUUCAACACCACAUCUAUACAUACAUUAUACAUACAUAUCCUUCCAAUCCGGCCAACCAGUCUUACAUCAUCCCCACAAGCGCUCGCUCGCUCGCUUGCUUGUGCGCACCUCUCUCUCUCUCUCUCUCUCUCUCUCUCUCUCUCUCUCUCUCACUAUCCAUUUUCAGAUUACUUGGAGGCAAUCAUGACGAGCACUUUGGUUCAGUCAACCUACUUUGCAUCUUCAGUUGCUGUUCAAAGGAAUAUUCAAAAUCUGAAAUCUGAAAAAACCAGAAGAUCAGUAAAGAUGAUGUCUACUUUAAGAACUGUUCCACUAAGAAUGACAAGUUUUUCAGGAUUACGAGGAGCCAAUGCUUUAGAUACUAUGGUAAAUUCUGGCCAGGACUUCCAUUCGAAGGUAGCCGCUGCAACCUCUAUUCGACGUGGAAGAGCCUGUCGAACUGUACCAAAAGCUAUGUUUGAGAGGUUUACGGAGAAGGCAAUUAAAGUCAUUAUGCUUGCACAAGAAGAGGCAAGGCGCCUUGGCCAUAAUUUUGUUGGAACAGAGCAAAUAUUGUUGGGUCUUAUUGGUGAGGGCACCGGUAUUGCUGCUAAAGUGCUCAAGUCGAUGGGUAUCAAUUUGAAAGAUGCGCGUGUAGAGGUAGAGAAGAUCAUUGGUAGGGGUAGUGGGUUUGUUGCUGUAGAAAUACCUUUUACUCCCCGUGCUAAGCGUGUUUUAGAGCUCUCGCUCGAGGAAGCCCGUCAACUAGGUCAUAAUUAUAUUGGAUCUGAGCAUCUGCUGUUGGGUUUGCUGCGUGAGGGCGAAGGUGUAGCAGCACGAGUUUUUGAGAACCUAGGAGCUGACCCAAAUAAUAUUCGUACACAGGUUAUUCGAAUGGUUGGAGAGAGCCAAGAAGCUGGUGCUGUUGUUGGUGGUGGAAGUUCCAACAAUAAGAUGCCUACACUAGAGGAGUAUGGAACUAAUCUGACAAAGCUAGCAGAGGAGGGUAAGCUUGAUCCGGUCGUAGGAAGGCAACCACAAAUUGAACGUGUUACACAAAUAUUGGGUCGGAGGACUAAAAACAAUCCUUGCCUUGUUGGAGAGCCUGGUGUUGGAAAAACAGCUAUUGCAGAAGGCCUGGCUCAAAGGAUUGCUAAUGGCGAUGUUCCAGAAACCUUAGAGGGGAAGAAGGUCAUAACCCUUGACAUGGGCCUCCUUGUUGCUGGAACAAAAUAUCGUGGGGAAUUUGAAGAAAGGCUAAAGAAACUUAUGGAUGAAAUUAAGCAAGCUGAUGAUAUUAUUUUAUUUAUUGAUGAGGUGCACACUCUAAUUGGAGCAGGAGCAGCAGAGGGUGCUAUUGAUGCUGCAAACAUUUUGAAGCCAGCGCUUGCGAGAGGAGAGCUACAGUGUAUUGGGGCCACAACACUUGAUGAAUACAGGAAGCAUAUUGAGAAAGACCCGGCACUGGAGAGGCGGUUUCAGCCAGUCAAGGUGCCCGAGCCUAGUGUAGAUGAAACCAUACAGAUUCUGAAAGGGCUCAGAGAACGAUAUGAGAUUCACCACAAGCUGAGAUAUACUGAUGAAGCUUUAGAAUCAGCUGCGCAACUGUCGUAUCAGUAUAUCAGUGACCGUUUUCUUCCUGACAAAGCAAUUGACUUAAUUGAUGAAGCCGGUUCCAGGGUCCGACUUCGUCACGCACAGCUCCCAGAGGAAGCGAGAGAGCUUGAGAAAGAGCUUAGGCAGAUAACAAAGGAGAAAAAUGAAGCUGUUCGUGGGCAAGACUUCGAAAAGGCUGGAGAGUUGCGUGAUAGAGAAAUGGAUCUGAAGACACAGAUAACUGCCCUUGUGGAGAAAAAUAAAGAGAUGAGCAAGGCAGAGACUGAGACAGGGGAUGAGGGUCCAGUUGUGACAGAAGUGGACAUCCAGCACAUUGUCUCUUCAUGGACAGGCAUACCUGUUGAUAAGGUUUCAACCGAUGAGUCAGAUCGCCUUCUUAAGAUGGAAGAGACACUCCACACAAGAGUUAUCGGUCAGGAUGAAGCCGUCAAAGCUAUCAGCCGUGCAAUCCGUCGUGCCCGAGUUGGGCUGAAGAAUCCUAAUCGGCCAAUUGCCAGCUUUAUAUUUUCUGGUCCAACUGGUGUUGGAAAGUCGGAACUAGCAAAAUCACUGGCUGCCUACUACUUUGGUUCUGAGGAAGCUAUGAUCCGUCUUGACAUGAGUGAAUUCAUGGAGAGACAUACAGUCUCAAAGCUCAUUGGUUCACCCCCGGGAUAUGUUGGUUACACUGAAGGUGGUCAACUAACUGAGGCUGUCAGGCGCAGACCUUAUACCGUUGUUCUCUUUGAUGAAAUUGAGAAGGCGCACCCUGAUGUAUUCAACAUGAUGCUUCAGAUUUUGGAGGAUGGUAGGUUGACAGAUAGCAAAGGACGAACUGUCGACUUCAAGAACACUCUAUUGAUUAUGACAUCGAAUGUUGGAAGCAGUGUAAUUGAGAAGGGAGGCCGCCGCAUAGGAUUUGAUCUUGAUUACGACGAGAAAGAUAGUAGUUACAACCGUAUCAAGAGCCUUGUAACAGAGGAAUUGAAACAGUACUUCAGGCCAGAAUUCUUGAAUAGACUGGAUGAGAUGAUUGUGUUUAGGCAGCUAACCAAGCUUGAGGUCAAGGAGAUAGCAGAUAUUAUGCUCAAGGAAGUCUUUGAGAGGUUGAAAGGCAAAGAAAUUGAACUUCAGGUUACAGAGAGGUUUAGGGAUAGGGUUGUUGACGAAGGAUACAACCCAAGUUACGGGGCAAGGCCCCUGAGAAGAGCCAUAAUGCGCCUUUUGGAAGAUAGCAUGGCUGAGAAGAUGCUUGCAAGAGAGAUCAAAGAGGGUGAUUCAGUGAUUGUUGAUGUUGAUUCUGAUGGCAAUGUGACUGUUCUCAAUGGCAGCAGUGGUGCCCCACCCGAAUCAUUACCAGAGCCGAUAGCAGUGUAGAUGUUUUCUUUUUUGCAUGCAUCUCUGUUUGCACUACUUUGCAUUCACUUGGCUGUGGUCCUUGGUUUCUUUAAAGGGGCUGGCAGUUUAUAGCCUAGAAUCCUGCCCGUCUCAGUAGGUGAGCUUGUUCCAAAGAUGUCUGUUACUCAAAAGACAUUUCAUCUGAUAGUAUAUGCAACUAGUUUUAGAUUUGCGAUAGGAUACAGUGACACUAUGAUUUAAUUGAAGAAUUAUAGUUGUGUAUGAACGAUCAAUUUGGGGGGUUUGCCCCGCGGUCAAAGGUGCAGGGCCAUUGCAUGAAUAAUGCCAAUUUUAUUUCGAAAAAUAUUUGAUUACAAA